AUGCUAGCGUCAAAGACCACAACUGCGCCGCAAUACCUGUUCUAUGCGUUGAAACCGGUAAAUGGAAUCAGCAAGCCGGGCCUAAAGAGGAUUGCGAACGGCGGCCACGCGAUAGAAGUUGAGGUUUGGGAAAUGCCUCAACCUGCCGUCGCAAGCUUUUUGAAAACCAUUCCGUCACCGCUGGGGAUCGGCUCCGUGGAGCUCGUAGAUGGUACCUGGAAAUUGGGCUUCAUAUGUGAGCCGUACGGGCUUCAGGAUGCCCUCGACAUCAGCUCUUUCGGCGGCUGGCGCGCCUACAUGGCCACAAAGCAGAAGUCACCAAAGCCAAUCAUCAAUGGCUCAUCACCACGGUCCAUCAAGUCUGUGCUCAUUGCAAAUCGGGGUGAAAUUGCUGUUCGCAUAGCUCGCACAUUACGCGAUAUGAAUAUUCGCUCACUUGCAAUUUACUCUAGCGUCGACUCAGACUCAGACCAUGUCAAAUCUGCUAACGAAGCUUUUCUUCUGACCGGCUCAACGGUCAGUCAGACUUAUCUCGAUGGUACACAAAUCCUCAAGCUUGCAACUGCGGCAGGUGCAGAUGCCAUCAUUCCCGGCUAUGGAUUUCUCGCCGAGAAUGCCGACUUUGCAGGAAAAGUUGAAGAAGCGGGCCUCAUCUGGAUUGGGCCGACCCCAGAACAGAUGCGUGAGUUGGGUCUCAAGCACCGCGCUAGAGACAUCGCAGUCGCGGCGGGAGUACCUGUGGUUCCUGGCAGUGGACGCCUACUAAGCGCUGCCAGCGAAGCAGUGUCCGAGGCUAAGAAGAUCGGUUAUCCUGUCAUGCUCAAAAGCACAGCGGGAGGUGGCGGUAUUGGGCUCCGUGUGUGCACUAAUGCACAGGCUGUGUCGGAGGCUUUCGAGGCUGUGAUCAGACUUGCAGAGGCGAAUUUCGGAGACGGGCGAGUCUUCCUGGAGCGAUAUAUCCCACGAGCCCGACAUAUUGAAGUACAGAUUCUCGGCGACGGGGCAGGAAGCAUCAUAAGUGCUGGCGAUCGAGACUGCUCUCUCCAAAGGAGAAACCAAAAGGUCAUAGAGGAGGCGCCAGCCUUGUUUGUCCCUGAGGUGGUCCGUACACGUAUGUCCAAAGCUGCUAUUGACCUUGCCGCAUCAGUGAAAUACCGCAAUGUUGGUACAGUGGAAUUCAUUUACGAUGUCGACAAACAAGAGUUCUACUUCCUGGAGGUGAACACCCGUCUCCAAGUGGAGCACCCAGUGACCGAGUCUAUUACAGGACUUGAUCUUGUUAAAUGCAUGAUGAACAUAGCCAGCAAUGACUGCGAGACUCUUUUCUCCGAGGGGCCGAGGCAGGUAGCUUCCAAGUCCGCAAUUGAAACAAUCGGCUCUCAAUACACUAUCUACAGCACUGCAGCAAACACGUAUUACUGGCGUGGAGACUAA
Messenger RNA from Phaeoacremonium minimum UCRPA7, 1434 nucleotides. Its product is annotated as putative urea amidolyase protein. Gene Ontology annotation, cellular component: mitochondrion. Gene Ontology annotation, molecular function: metal ion binding; methylcrotonoyl-CoA carboxylase activity; ATP binding. The record is from RefSeq and is a predicted model, not a curated record. The coding region runs from base 1 to 1434 and encodes 477 amino acids. Lineage: Eukaryota; Fungi; Ascomycota; Sordariomycetes; Togniniales; Togniniaceae. The transcript is spliced from 2 exons.